GAGAGAGAGAGAGAGAUGCAGAGCGUGAGGGAGAGACGGGAGAGCGGGAGGUAGAGAGAGAGAGAGAUACACGGGGAGAAUGAGAGAGAGAGAGAGAGACACGUGAUACAGACAGAGACAGACAGACAGAGAGAGAAAGGUGCAGAAAGAGAGAUGCAGAGAGAGAGAGAGAGACUGGUUGUUUGGUUUUCAGUCGUAUCUCCUCGAAAACCCCAUGCAGUAACGGAGACAUUUUUUCAUAUUCCAGCAGUGAUUUACCUCAUGAAUUCAAAAAUCUCCUGGUGAGUGUGCUGCCGGCCAUCCACUGUUUUCAAAGUCCUCAGAGCACUGUGGCCUCGCUCUGGUCAUCGCCGCCUGCUGCAGCCUAGCUCGGUCCCGCCGCCUGAUGGGGAGAAUGAUCUGCGUUGGAAUGGUCAGACUCAUCAAGGUGAAAGCAACAGGUGUCCUAAAUGUUCUGAGCCGCAACUUUCAUCAUUGUUCAACUUCUGUCAAGGAGAAGCUAUACUUCACCCUCGUUAGACUUAAUUUGGACUACGCAGUUGCAACAUGGGAUCCAUACACAAAUAAACAAAUUUCUUCCAUUGAACGUGUCCAAAGAUUGAGGGGGGAUCUUAUAGAAACUUACAAAAUUCUUAAGGGGUUGGACAGGCUAGAUGCAGGAAGAUUAUUCCCGAUGUUGGGGAAGUCCAGAACAAGGGGUCACAGUUUAAGGAUAAGAGGGAACACGUAUCGUGUUCAACACGAUAGUCCCCACCAGACUGGCCGGGAAGCUAAUGGAAUUGGGGCUCAACACCUCCCUGUGUGCCUGGGUCCAGGACUUUCUCACCGCCAGGCCCCAGGUAGUCAAGAUGGGAGGGAAUACAUCGAAGUCCCUCAUCCCGAGCACAGGAUCGCCCCAGGGUUACGUCCUCAGCCCCCUAUUGUACUCCCUGUACACACAUGACUGUGUGGCUAGGUUCAGCUCCAACUCAAUAAUUAAGUUUGCUGAUGACACUGGUGGUGGGCCUGAUCUCAGACAACGACGAAAAGGCCUACCGGGAGGAGGUGGCUGGUCUAGCACUCUGGUGCCAGGAUAACAGCCUCCUCUUGAACAUCAAAAAAACGAAGGAGCUGAUCAUGGACUUUAGGAGGGCACAUCAUCCGAGGACGUACACUCCAUUGAGGAUAAAUGGGGAUCCUGUGGAUAGGGUGAACUGUUUUAAAUAUCUGGGAGUCCACAUCUCCGAGGAUAUGACAUGGGCAUCACACGCUUCAGCACUCGUGAGUAAGGUAAGGCAGCGCCUUUACCACCUCAGGCAAUUGAGGAAAUUCAGAGUGUCUCUGAGGAUCCUCCAGUGCUUCUACGCAGCGGCGGUGGAAAGCAUCUUGUCCGGGAACAUUACCAUCUGGUUUGGGAAUUGCUCUGCCAAGGACAAGAAGGCUCUGCAGAGAGUAGUGCGUUCGGCCGAACGCACUAUGGGAACUUCACUUGCCCCCCUGCAGGAACUAUACAUCAGGAGGUGCAACUCCAGAGCCAACAAUAUCAUGAGAGACCCCUUCCACCCCUGCAAUGGACUGUUCCAGCUGCUACGGUCAGGCAAACGCCUCCGUUGCCAUGCGGUGAGAACUGAUAGGUUGAGAAGGAGUUUCUUCCCAGAGGGCAUUCGGACUGUAAACGCCUAUCUCACCAGGGACUAACUCUACUGAACGUUUUUCCUUCCAUUAUUUAUUAUGUAAAAGAAUAUGUGUGUUAUGAUUGUGUUUAUAGUUUGUUUGGUUGUUUGUCUUUUGCACAAAAGUCCGCGAGCAUUGCCACUUUCAUUUCACUGCACAUCUCGUAUGUGUAUGUGACAAAUAAACUUGACUUGACUUGACUUGAAGACAGGCAGCUCAAUUUGUUACUAACGCCUAUGAGAGUGAAGCGAGUGUUACCAAACUACUGAAUUCACUGGGGUGGAACCCUCGCCAAGACAGACGUGAAGCUCACCGUUUGACCUGUUUUUACAAAAUGUUAAAUGGUCAGCUCGACAUAGAUUACAAAACCUACACCAAACCCAAACCAAUUAGGAGCAGAUGAGGUCAUUCGAUCCCAUUUGAGAUUCCAGCUACAAGACAGAUGUAUACAGCAAUUCGUUUUUCCCCCGCACAAUUAAAGCAUGGAAUAAUCUUCACCCUACCAUAGUUACCCAACCAGAUGCUACUAAAUUUAUGGUAGCUCUUUCUUCCCCAAAAAAUCCUUUCUGGCUUAAAUCCUCCCUCCACCACCUCCAGUUUACAUUCCAUUUGGAAUGUUUUGGAGGACCAAAAACCCUCUCUCCCUCUAUCAAAUGCUAAUGUUCUGGAGGUGGAUGUAGUACCCGGAAAGUGACGGGGAGAACAGACAAGACAGCCCCCGGAGUGGGGAUUGAACCGGGGUGGGUGGAUCCAUCAUUGUGGCGAUGUGCAUGCGCCACCGUCACUGCCCGCCCACAUUGCCCGUCCAAAGCAAGCGUUGUCUGCGGAGGGCGCUCAGCAUCGCCAAGGACUGCUCUCACCCCAACCAUGGACUGUUUACCCUCCUACCAUCCGGGAGGCGCUACAGGUCUCUCCGUUGCCGAACCAGCAGGUCGAGGAACAGCUUCUUUCCGGCGGCUGUCACUCUACUCAACAACGUACCUCGGUGACUGCCAAUCACCACCCCCC
This is a messenger RNA of Leucoraja erinaceus (little skate), 2661 nucleotides long. RefSeq lists its product as uncharacterized. The record is from RefSeq and is a predicted model, not a curated record. Gene Ontology annotation, molecular function: 2-oxoglutarate-dependent dioxygenase activity; methyltransferase activity. Lineage: Eukaryota; Metazoa; Chordata; Chondrichthyes; Rajiformes; Rajidae. The transcript is spliced from 2 exons. Bases 988 to 1677 code for a protein of 229 amino acids.